Messenger RNA from Echinops telfairi (small Madagascar hedgehog), 5412 nucleotides. It is a transcript of the gene GRSF1, whose product is annotated as G-rich RNA sequence binding factor 1. Bases 16 to 1104 code for a protein of 362 amino acids. The record is from RefSeq and is a predicted model, not a curated record. NCBI's taxonomy places the organism in Eukaryota, Metazoa, Chordata, Mammalia, Afrosoricida, Tenrecidae. The transcript has 10 exons. Gene Ontology annotation, biological process: regulation of RNA splicing. Gene Ontology annotation, molecular function: RNA binding. Gene Ontology annotation, cellular component: ribonucleoprotein complex; nucleoplasm.
UUUCCCGACGGGCCCAUGGAGUCCAAAACUACCUACCUGGAAGACCUACCACCCCUCCCUGAGUAUGAGCUGACUCCAUCCAAGUUAGGCGACGAAGUGGAUGAUGUUUAUCUUAUUCGAGCUCAAGGAUUGCCCUGGUCAUGCACUUUGGAAGACGUGCUUAACUUUUUCUCAGACUGCAGAAUCCGCAAUGGUGAGAAUGGAAUACAUUUCCUCUUGAACAGAGAUGGGAAACGAAGGGGUGAUGCCUUAAUUGAAAUGGAGUCAGAGCAGGAUGUGCAGAAAGCCUUAGAGAAGCACCGCAUGUACAUGGGUCAGCGGUAUGUGGAAGUCUAUGAGAUAAACAACGAAGAUGUGGAUGCCUUAAUGAAGAACCUCCAGGUCAAAUCUUCCCCUGUGGUCAAUGAUGGGGUGGUUCGCUUGAGAGGACUUCCUUAUAGCUGCGAUGAGAAAGACAUUAUCGACUUCUUUGCAGGGCUGAACAUAGUAGACAUUACUUUUGUCAUGGACUACAGAGGGAGAAGGAAAACAGGGGAAGCCUAUGUGCAGUUUGAAGAACCAGAAAUGGCCAACCAAGCCCUGUUGAAACACAGGGAAGAAAUUGGUAAUAGGUAUAUAGAGAUAUUUCCAAGCAGAAGGAAUGAAGUUCGUACACAUGUUGGAUCUCAUAAAGGAAAGAAAAUGGCAUCUUCUCCUACUGCUAAGUAUAUAACUGAGCCAGAAAUGGUCUUUGAAGAGCAUGAAAUAAAUGAGGAUCUUCAACCCAUGACAGCGUUUGAAAGCGAGAAGGAAAUAGAAUUACCUAAGGAGAUGUCCGAAAAGCUUCCAGAGGCUGUCGAUUUUGGAGCUACACCUUCCGUACAUUUUGUUCACAUGAGAGGACUGCCUUUCCAAGCUAAUGCCCAGGAUAUUAUAAAUUUUUUUGCUCCACUGAAGCCUGUUAGAAUCACCAUGGAAUACAGUUCCAGUGGGAAGGCCACUGGUGAAGCUGAUGUGCACUUCGAUACCCAUGAGGAUGCUGUUGCAGCCAUGCUCAAGGACCGGUCCCAUGUCCAGCAUAGGUAUAUUGAACUGUUCCUGAAUUCAUGUCCAAAAGGAAAAUAAGAUUUCCAAGAACUCCAAAUAAGGGUGAAGCAAGAAGCAUUUCAUUUGCACAUCUUUCUUGGACACGGGAUACAAAGUUCCAGUUUAUUAGCAGCAAUUGCUAGAGCAAGGAUUUUGGGGUUUUGGGUUAAUUGCUUCUAAGAAAAAUUCCAUAGUGGACUGUUAAAAAAAGAAAAAUCAGUUUAGGAUGAUGAAAUAAAUUGCUAAUUUAAAUAUUUGUUUGAAGUAUUCAGGGUCUGAUUUUAAAAUGUCUAGUCUUUUAUGUAAUUUUUGUUUCAUAGGGAAUAUUACCCAUUUUAAAGAUUACUUAUUUUAUUCAGCACUGCUCUUUAAAACCCUUCUAUAUAAAAAGUACGCUGUUCAAAAUUGUGUUCUUGGCCUAUAAAUUGAGAACUUUGAUGUAAAGCUCUUGGUUUGGAAGGUCUUAUGAUAAUGCUGAUUUAUUUUAACCAAACACCAAAGCAGGGAAUAACCAGUUUCCGACCUUUGGACUAGUGUGGUUUGUUAGUGGGAGGUAAUUUAAAUUUAAAUUAAGUGAUUACUCAGAGGAGUUAACAUAAAUGAGUAGAAACUAAAAUAUAACUGAAAAGUAAAAAUGACAGCUUGACAGAGUUUUGCCUUAGGCUAAAGGCAUUAACACUGGUGCCUAUCUACGGGAAAUUUUAGUCUUCGAUAUCUAGUCCACCCUCCCACCCCCACCCCCAUUUAAAAAAAUUUUGGGUAAACCCUAAGGAUGUAUUGGUUUCAAAACUGAAGUGAUUUGUCAAAACAGUCCACACUGCUAAAAGACAUUAGUGGUUUCACUUUAAACCAGCUAUAAGUAGGAAAAAAAUUGAAAUCUCAUUUGCUUUUUUUAAUGAGUUAGCACAUCCCAUAUUUUAGAACAGGUAGGGAUGCCUUGCUUAAAUUAAGAUAGCAUUCAGUGUAUAAUUAAUUGUGUGAAGGGUUUAUGGAUAAAGCUGUAUUUCUGUCACAUUGUGACAGUACCUUCUGCUUUAAUAUUAAACAGCUUGUUAUUUAAAUACUGGAUCAAAAUGGCUGGCUUCAAAAUGUAGUCUUUACUAAGCUAACUAUGUGCACCUGUCUAGGAGAAUUAAAGUCCUGUGUACUUUCUUUGCCUUGUCCAUGUUCUCAGGGUGACGACUGCUACGUAGUUACCAGGAGAUGCAGUUCUAGUUCCUAAAAAUGCUUAAAUCUAGAUGUUUGAGAGAUGACAUCUGGAAGAGAGAUUGUCUUUCAUUUAUUACAUAACUGUCUGAUUACCAGCUAAGAUUUGAAAUCACUGUACUGUAAGUAGUCAAUAAAUGAAGGCCUGUUUUAGGCUGAAGAGUUACUUAAGUGUAUUUAUUAUCGGAGUGUGUGUGAGUUAACUGAAUAUAUUUUUAUUACAUCAAAUCCUGGUGUAUUACAUAAAUGGCUAAUUUUCAGUGGUGUAGUUUUUUUGUGUUUUAAUCACCUAACUGUAAGAACACAAUUUAAUCAACCAGCUUAAUAUCUUUCUUUGAUGAUAAUGUGUUCAUAAAUGGUUAAGUGUACCUAGUUUUGAGAAUUGGUAUCCUUCGUUGUACAAGUGUGAUCUAUUAAAGUGUGAUUUAUUCUCUCUUCCUUAAGUAGUGGAUAUUUGAUUUGCUGUGGAGAAAAUCUUGAAAAUCCAACAGGACUGGGAUUAGUGAGGAGUUGAUUCAUUGUACUUCAAAUUCAUUUCUCCAGGAAAAGACUGAGCAAGAGCACUGAAAUGGUCAGCUUGAAGAGGGUCACUCUGUGCCAUGCUAGUGGCUCCGUUCGUGUAAGAGGCCUAUAUGUACUGCGUGUACAUAGACGAUUGAGCUGCCAUUCAUAAUGUUGGCUACUAAGUGAAUGAUUUUUGACAGGCAAGUAUUACUAAAGGAGAGGGGUAGAAAGGCACAUGAAGCAGUAAAAUAGCGUUUAAUUCUGUCACAUCAGAAGGCGUACAUCCUUAAUUGGCGGAAAUGGGUCAUACGUCACCAUUUGCUAUUGAAGAAAGAAACAGUGACUUUCUUCAGUUGAGCCCUUGAUGUCUUUAUAGCUUUGUCAUAAAGCUCUCAAAAUACUGGGGAGACUGGGAUAUAUAUCCAUGGUCCACAUAGCCUGCUUUGGUCUAACUAUUUCUCAAGAAACUACCCAGGAGAAUGUUGAUCAUUCAUGUAGAUCCCAAAGAGGAAAUUGCUGAAGAUUGUAAGCUGGUCUAAUACGUUCACUCACAGCAGACAGGGAAGCCAGAGUAUGUCCGUCCCUGUCCGAGCCACCAAGGCUUUAGGCAUAUCGGGAAGAGUGCAGGGAGGGCGCACAUGCAGAGUGGAUGGCUCGUAAGUGUGGAGAAGAAGGCUAAGACAACUGUAUGGUUAUCACUUUUAUGUGGUGACUGCUGAUUACUAAAUAGUUGUAGUAGCAUCCUCUGUGCUUAGCGUGCCUCAGAUUUUGACUUGAAGGUUGGUUUACUCUGAUCACUCAAAUAUGUGAAGGGAUUCCUAUUCAAGUAGGUCUUAGUAAAAAUGUAUCUCCAUCAAUAGAGCAGGGGCAGGCCCUAGUUCCAGAGGUUUUGGAAAAAUCAAAUCCCCUAAUGUAGAGAUGCAUUUUUUGCCUGAAAGAAGCAGAUUAAGACGUAAUCCCUGACGUCUGUUGGAACACACAUAGGGCUUAGUUUGCUGGGAUAACCUUAAAUUUGUUUGUAUUUUAUUUCUGAAGGAAAGAGUUUCAAAGUGGUAUAAUUAAGUCUCCUUCCCACCUUUUACUUCAGCUACUCAGUUUCCCGUCUCAGGUGACAAUGUCAGUUUUUAAUGUAUUUAGUGUAUAUAUAAGAAAAUAAAAUAUAUUGUCAUUUUUAAUAUAAAUUAAAACAUAUGGUACAUGCUGCUGUUUCUGUUCCACUUAAUAUAUUUUAAAUAUCGUUCCAUAUAAGUAUAUAAAACUUUUCCUCAUGUCUUUUUAAUAAAUAUGGACUUUGGAUGUAUGUAAUUUAGCCUGUCCCUUACAGAAGAAUAUGUAAAUUGUUUCCAAUCUUUUGCUGUUUUAGUGUUGAAAUGAAUUGCCUUGUAUAAACAUGUACACAUGAGGGAUCUCCAGAAAGUUCAUGCAAAAAUGGUUGAAAAGAAUGGAAUUUUUUCACCAAGUUCUUGAUGUCCCCUUGCAUAUAUUUUAUAUAUGCAAAUUUUCUGUAGUAAAUUCCCUAAGGUGGUUAGAGUAUGCGCAUUUAUUUAUCUAAAAUUAAAUUUGUACUCCAAAUUGUUAGAUAGCUGUCCAUUGUUAGCCCCAGCAACUUCUGUGCCAUUGCGGUAAGUGUUUUGAGUUUGCGUUUUAAGGUAUUUUCCUGUGCGGUACCAUUAUUAUAUGUUUAAAAGCUUUUGGACUUCCUUUUCUGUGGACAUCAUAUCCUUUUCCUUUAAAAAAAAACCCUGCUAAAUUACAAAAUACAAAAAUAGAGAAGUACCCCUUAUAAGAACCAAUUAUCAGAGUAUUUUUAUUUGUAAAUAUUUCAAUAUGUAUUUCCUUAAGAAAAAAUGCUUAAAAAUAUUAAUUUACCUAAAAAACGAUUAAUUUACCCAAUAUCUAUCUGAUUUGUCGUUAUUUUAAAGUUUAUUUGAAUCAGGGUCUAGAUAGUGGUCCAGACAUUUCAAAUGGUUACUUCUGCUGCAUUCUCUUGUAACCUUUUAAUAGAAAAGUUUUCAAGCAUACAGGAAAGAUGAAUCACACACACUCUUAUACUUAUUGUCUAGUUUCUAUAAUGUUUUGCUGUGUUUUCUUUUAUAUCCACCUACUUUUUUUUUUUAAAUGCAUUUAAAAGUUGUAGGCAUCUAUACUUUACCUUUUCAGUAUAUCAUUAACUAUAGGGUUUUUUCCCUCACAGGGGUAAAACGUACAGUGAGGUGAAGAAAUAAAGUGUACCAGCAAUGACAUUUUUAUGUACAACUGUAACUCAAAGCCUUAGCAAUCUAGAAUAGUUCUGUUGUGUCAGAAAAUGGCUUCACUCAGUCUUGCAAUUCCCUUGAUGCCUCUGCGGGUGACCACCGUUGGGAUUUAGUUCACCUUAGAUUAGUUUUACCUUCACUGUAGAUUAGUUUGGCCUAUUGUAGAAUUAAUUUCAUAUAAAUGGAACCAUGUAGUAUGUACUCUUAUGUAAGGUUUCUUCCAGCAUGUUUUUAGAUUUUUUUUUUUUGUAUUUCCACUGUUGUUCCUUUUCAUUUCUGAGUAAUAGUCUGCUGUAUGCCAGGAUUUAACUUUUCACCUGUUAAUGGACAAUGGGCUGUUUCUAGUUUUUGGCUAUUAUGAAUAAAGCUAAUAAUGAACAUC